GAAGCACAAGCGCUGCCCGUGUACAUACUCCGGAAAAGAAAUCCUUAGUUUGAGAAAUGGGUUUAAGAGGAGUAUAUACGAGAACAUCUCUGAAGAUCAUGGCAGCGUGAAAUGUAAUCGCACACUCUACAAGGCGAGUGGGGUGUAACCAUGGACAUCAAAUCCAACAACAACAACACUUUCCCUAGUUAUGUUGAUAUAGAUGACUAUCUCAACAAACACAACUCCAACUUUGUGUGGCUUCUUGUGGCCACUAUUAUGUCAUGUGGAUGGAUCAUCUACUUGACAUACUACAAUUCCCGCAAUAUCGGGUUCAUCCUCACUCUCAUCAUUAACAGAUUAUAUAAGAAAGGAUACAUACACAUAGGUUCAUUUUCAUUCUCCGUGCUCUCGGGCAAGGUCAUGUUCAGAGAUGUCUAUUACGUUAAUGAAGACAUGUCUAUCAGAAUUCAAGAUGGUUUGCUCAUAUUUCGAUGGUGGAAGUUGUACAACCCCAAACAGAAACAACAUGAUCCGAAGGCUGAGACACGACUCUAUGUGACGUUUAAUGGCUUUGAGUUCCAUGUGUAUAAUCGCACUGAGGUGUACGCCCGGCUACAAGAAAUAUUUGGCCUGGAUCCCACUCUCAUCCCACACAAAAGUGAUGAGGAGAAAGGUCGAGAGCAGAGAGAUACACCACUAGAGAGUGUUAACAUCAAAGCUGAAACUCAGGAGCCAUCGUCCUCAUGGAGGUCUCUCAUCCCUGUCAUCAAACUCAACAUCAGCACAGGUCGUGUAGCGUUUGGUAAUCACUAUCUUCCUCAGACCCUUUGUAUGAAUUUUGAUGAUGCCUUCCUGACAUAUGCCACCAAACCACCCAGCAGCCACCUGGAUCAGUUCAUGCACAUUGUGAAAGGCUCUCUGGAGAACGUCCGUGUCAUGUUGGUGCCCAGCCCUCGAUACCUGGGCCUUCAAAACGAUGAACCUCCUAGGCUCAUGGGUGAGGGCUUUGUGGUCAUGCAGUCAAAUGAUGUGGACAUUUACUACUACCAGGAUGAACCAGGUUUAGUACCAGAGGAACUUGAAAAUGGAGAAACGGAGGCCUGUUCUGAAGACACCAAGUUACAGGACUUGCCUCCAUGCUGGGGUCUGGACAUUGUGUGUGGAAAAGGAACAGAUUUUAACUACGGUCCAUGGGCUGACAGACAGAGAGACAGCCUAUGGAAGUUCUUCUUGCCAGCAGACUGUCAGGCAAUGAAAGUCAGCGAAGUUCCCACACCAGGCAAACCGCGACAGAUCCUUGCCUUUGAGCUGCGUAUGAACAUCAUAGCAGAUGCUACUAUAGACUUGCUAUUCACCAAGAACAGGGAGACAAAUGCAGUCCAUGUGAAUGUAGGAGCAGGUUCAUAUUUGGAGGUGAACAUACCCAUGACUGUUGGGGAAACUGGCUAUUCUCCUACUGUUAAAGGUCAGUUAUUACAUGUGGAUACCACCAGCAGCAUGCAGUACAGGACACUGCUGGAGGCAGAGAUGCUGGCUUUCCAUGUAAUAGCCAGUUAUCCUCGUGUGUGGAACAUGCAUCAGUCCUGGCAGUGUGAAAUCGAGGUGUACAAAGCCACGUAUCACUUUAUCUAUGCACAGAAGAACUUCUUUACUGAUUUAAUCCAGGACUGGGCAAGUGACAGUGAACCAGACAUCUACUCAUUUGUCCCAUAUUCGUGGAAGUUUAAGGUACUCUUUCACCAGUUUGAGAUGAUUUGGGCCGCUAAUCAACACAACUGGAUCGACUGUUCCACCAAACAGCAGGAGAACGUGUAUCUCGCUGCCUGUGGGGAAACGCUGAAUAUUGACUUCACUUUGCCAUUUCACGAGUUUGUCCCGACCACCUGUAACACACGUUUCUGUCUGAAAGCUGAGGACACAGACAUGCGCUUGUGUCUGCCUGACUGUCACCCUAGUCGGUACGCUCUGCUCACCCUCGUGAAAGAUUACCAGCACUGUAAGAGCCCACCAGACAGCAACAUGCCACCAGAAGGACAAGGAGCUCCCCCUAAAAACAGCAAACCACGGUGGAGGAACAUGACACACUUAGAAGCUGGCUGGGUGGACUGCUGGAGCGUGCCAAAUUUCAUGUUGAUUAUAGACUACACCUGGCAUCCCAUCUACCCUCAGAAAUCUGACCAGCAGCUCAAACAAUCAUUGUCGGAAAUAGAGGAAUCCAUGUUAUCGGCACUGCGACCCCCAGAGCUCGUCCCACCUACACCUCCUCCACCUCGAGUCUCCUCUGACCCCAGCCUGCUGCCCCCAGACCGAUUACAUGUGGAGAUGGAGCUGAGCUCAGACUCUCACAUCACACUGUAUGGUCCUCUGCUCAGAGCGCUUGUGUCCAUCAAGGAAAACUAUUUUGGAGAGGAUGACAUGUACACAGACUUUGAGGAGUCUCUGUCCAGCCCUGUGAUGAGCUCCUGCUCCUCCUCAUUUGGCUGGCCUGGAGGGGGAUUAGAAGAGAAGGGACCUAAAGACACACCCCACCCGCUUUCCCUACGGCCCUGGGAUAUCACCGUACUUAUCAACCUGCACAAGAUCCACGGACGCCUACCCACGCACUGCAGUAGUGAUGGCCCGGAAGGUCCCACUGGCUUUCUUGAGCGUCUGUGUUUCGAGAUGAAGAAGGGCUAUAAGGAGACCAUGUUACAGCUUGUUCUCUCUCCUCUACACGUGUUCGUCAGCGACAACUAUCAGCGGCCUACGGUCGACGCUGUGUUGAGAGAUGGGCAUCUGAGCCUCUCAGGGUUGCAGAUGAGAGCCCACGCCAUGUUCUCUGCAGAGGGAUUACCACCGGGCACAGACACGCUCGAAUAUGCCUGGCUCAUUGAUGUUCAGGCUGGAGCUCUCACUGGAAAAGUUACUGUUCCUCAGUGUGCAUCCCUUCUGGAGUGGGGCGAGACCUUUGUUUUCCAUGUGCUGUCUCGAGAGUUUCAGCUUGAACAGCCAAAAUCAUCUGUGACCUGCCAACAUGGAGUUGAUCGCAGAGUCUGUGAUGCCAAGAAUGCAAAGCUGCCUGGCCCUUGUCGGACAUCAGAGGAUCUAAAGUACACCAUGACUCGAUUGACAGUUGAUGGAGCCCAAAUUUUCAUUGUUGAACAUGGCUGCGCGGCCAACAUUAAGACUGGAGCGUUCCGGUUGGCCAACUGUAACUUGCACACAGCAGCUGUCGGUGAAGGUAUCAGUGCCGUCCUCCAGGACGUUGUGAUCGCUCAAUUCAUAGAGCAACAAGAAGUGGCCAGGCUCGGCCUUCCUCCUCCCCUCCUUCGGCGCUCACAUUGGCUUGAAGCCGGCUCUGUGACCUUUAACCUCAUCACCGCUGAUGUUGCUUUGGCUGCUGACCAUCCAGCCAAAUAUGAGGUCCAGAGACAAUUCCUGGAGCUUCAUGACAUGAAAACUAAGAGGCUUUGGUUCCUUUGGCCAGAGGAGAAAUACAAGCGAAGCCGAAACCGCUGUGGAUGUCUCGGUGGAUGUCGCUUUUUUGGUGGCUCAUUCGGAGGCCUGGACUUCUUUCGCCUGGAGGAAAUCACGCCUUCAUCAAGUUCGGCCUUUUCAAGCAUUAAUGUCGAUAGUGACAUGUCCUAUGGCCAAUCAUUAUUACAUCCAGGAGAAUGGAUUGUCAUGAAGGAAACUCCCAAACUGCCUGAUGGGAAAGGCGUGGGUAUUCGGAGAGACACCUGUUCUCCUGCUCCCGUGGUAGACAUGGAGAAACGUGGCCAACACCUCAGCCUUCACGUACCUCCGCGCUCUCACAGCUCCGCCUCUUCCUCAGAGGAAAACUCAUCGUCCAGUGCUGCCUUGCCUCUAUUGGCUGGAGAGCGAGAGUCUCCCUUUCCCUCCACAGAGUUAAUGAAUGUUGUAACCACUGACGGUCCUAUUCCCGAAGUUCCACCUUUGCGCUCUCCCCUUCGUUCUCCUCUCAAACGUCAGGCCUCUGUCCAAUCGGCACGGCUCGGCAGCACCAAGAGCCUAUCAGCUGCAGUCUUCGCAGAGAAAGCCGCCCCUCCUGCUGGUGUGCAGUUUAGCAGCGAGGUUUCCCGUAGCGAUGAAAACGUUCUGGACUCGCCGAGGCAAAGAAGAAGCUACGGAUCUUUCCCUUUCACUCCAUCGGCUGAUUCCAGCACAUUUCAUCAGUAUCGUUCAGUCGAUUCCUCCAUGUCCGUAGCGGAUAGUGAGGCCUACUUUAGCGCCAAUGAGGAGUUUGAGCCAAUCAGCAGUGACGAAGGACCUGGUACUUAUCCGGGGAGGAAACGUAGACGGAGACAACAGGGUCAACCUCACACGGAGCGCAGUCGGACCUCUAUAUACCAUAGUGUGGAGGGACCACUGUCAAUCAAUGAGCCCCGCCCACCUCAACUGCCUAGCCACACCUCCCAAGCCUCAUUUGUCUCUGCUCUUGGAUUAGAAGAGGAGGGCUCGAUUGAAACAGAAAAGGCGGAGCCUGGCCUUCUGACAACACAGCCACUUUUAAUGACUUGUUACCAGAAUUACCUAGCACACUAUCAUGUGUCGAACUGGUCGGUUAAGCAGCCAACUAAUAAGAGGACAUCAAAGUCAUCGUUGCAUCGCCCGCUUGACCUCGACACACCCACAAGUGAGGAGAGCUCCAUCUCAUUUGAUCAGCUGUCCAUCCCUUCUUUCAAGAUGGUGAAGGCGGGUUUGUCUGCUGGCUCAUUAUUGGACAGAGGAGUUCAGCUCAUGGGAGAUUCAAACGGCAGCACACCCUACACACCCCUGGACAAGCGGGCGAUGGACAACACGGAUGAGGACACGGUGACGGAGGACUGGACCCUUGAUCAACCACUUGCCCAGACGAGAACCACAGCCAUCGUAGAGGUCAAAGGAGCAGUCAAUGUGGUCCUGACUCCUCUAGUAGCUGAAGCUUUAGACAGGUACAUCGAGUCCAUGGUUCAUUUCGCCAGUAUUCGCCAUCCAGCAUCAAUCCUGGACGACCUGCAUGGGAAAGUGCUAAAUGAAGUGUAUCAGAUCAGCAAAUCCACUGUCUCGGAGUCUAGUGCAGCAAAACCGGAGCACAAAAUAUCUAAGACUGAGGGCACCACACCCGGAUCUCUGGGCUUGCCUCAUGGACAAACUGAUCUGUCAAUCAAACCUGACAAUGUGAAGAUUAAAGGCUUACAAGCUAAUGUCACUGUUCCGAAGGUAAAUUUGUGUGUGCUUCAAGCAUCAGUAGAAGAAGGUUUACCCUCAAAUAAAAGUGUCACGCACGUCUCUCUUGUGGCCUUGUGCUUUGACCGGAUCGCUACUCAGCUGCGCAUGAAUAGGGGUAUAGUGGAGGAUCCAGAGAAGCCCUCAGUUAUGAUGGAGAAGUUCUCAUCUGCAUCUAAGAUGGCUCCUCAGUCCAGCGGUUCUCUCCGCUCUAAUGCUGGUAUAGAGAAAGGCAAAGAGAUUGCAGCCAGACUCAACAUUCACCGCAUACACAGUCAACUUCGUGGCCUUGACUUGUCAGAUCUUGGUGCUUGUGCCAUCACUGCCAUUCCAUUUAAGAAGUCCAAGGUUCUCUUCAGUUUGGAGGAAACGGAUGACUUUGUUUUAGUGGAUGAGACUGAACCCUCCAUAUCCGCUGAGCAUGUGCCAGAACACAUUCCUGACCUCAACCGCUCUGCAGCCAGUCCUGAGAAAUGGGGGUGGAUUAUGUUUGAAUGUGGGAUUGAGAACCUUACAGUCAAAGGUGGGCGGCAGUCGGGGGCUGUGCUGUACAGUGCUUUUGGUGUGAUGGGCGCGGCUGACAGUGGUGUUAGGGAUGGAGUCACAAAAUCAAAUGAUUCUAGUGGUUCUCAGACAGGAAGCGGCUACAGCACUGAUGUCUCUGAUGACAACCUGCCCAAUGAUACGCAAAGCCCCGCCUCCGAACCCAACAACUCUGAAUCCGAUGAACAGGAUGAGGGGGUGGAGUCAGAUGACCUAAAAAAGGACCUGCCUCUCUUGCCUCCGCCUCCUGACUCCAGCAGUAUGAAAUUGACUAUAAAGGAAAUCUGGUUUAGUUUUGCUGCCCCGACCAACAUUCGCUCCCAUGCUCCAGCAAUGUCAAGACAGCUGAAUCUGCUAAGCACUGCAACCCCUGCCAUUGGUGCAUGGCUAGUUCCCAUUGACCAGCUGAAAUCCACGCUGGAAAAACUCGACAUGGAGUCCACACUGCGUGUUUGUGCAGUAAUGGGCUGCAUAAUGACAGAGGCCCUGGAGAAAAAGAGUAUUCACUUUCCAUUUCGGAGCAAGUACAACCGCGUUACAAAGCGAGCCCGAUAUCUUCACGAGAACCCGUCCUGCCUAUUGUGUAAUAUUCUGCAUCGCUACCUCCAGCAGGCGGAUUACAGCGUCAUUGAAGAGGCCACCAUGAAUGAUGGACUUCCUGCUCUGGUCACCCUAAGAAAAGGAUUGGUGGCACUUGCUCGUCAGUGGAUGAAAUUCAUCGUGGUCACUCAGGGCUUUAAGGCAGUCGGCCUGCCACAACCCAAUUACAUUCCUAAACUUAAAGAGCCUGAGCCUAUUGAGCCAGAACCAACACAGGGGCCCGACUGUGGUGCUGCCCUGCAGAGCGACACCAGUGCUGAUGGAGCAGAGUUUGAGUUUGAUGCCGGUACUGUUAGUGAACACACCAUGCUGUUAGAAGGAGUGUGUAGCCGUCCUGCUCCUUCCGGAAACUCUGCCCCUGUAACCGGUGUUGAGAUCAUGAGAAAACUGUCCAAAUCACACACGCAUAACGAGUCUGCUCUCAGGAUUAAGGGUUCCCACCCUUAUCAGUCUCUAAGCUACACAAGUGGAGAUACAGCAGCCGAUUCGCCCGCUCACGUUGUGCAGUCCAAUCACAGUCCACGAAAAGAAUCGUUGCUCAGCUACUUAACAGGGAGCAUCCAUAGUCUGCACAAUUUGAUAGAUGCCACGCCUCAUCGAGUGAGCGAACAAACCGCGGCGAAGAGCACCUCCCUCACGCGCACAGGCAACAGUAUGGGUACAGACAUGCUGACAGAGCACCCUCUUCUCUCUGAGCCGUUUACCGUCAGCUUCUACAACUGGAUGUCCAAUGCUGUUGGCAACCGCACGGGUAACAACAUUCAAGACUCUCCUCUUAACCGCUCCCAACACAACAGCCUGCAGACUGGAGGAGUGCUUCCCACAAUUCCUUCUGCUUCCGAUUUUAACACCGUACUGUCAAGCGAUCAGAACACGUUGGACACACACUCCCAACACACACACUCACAGCACAGCACAAGUCAAGAAGACCUGCUUGAGCAGGAUGAGACGAACCUCUGCCCCGCAGCCGUGCAGCUGGCUGACGCACAGGUAGUAUUCAAGCCAUUGCUGAGUCACAUCGGUUUUCAGCCCCAAGACGCUCCUCCCCUCAGUUACAAGAUGUAUUUUGGAGAGCACCUGUCUUUUAGCGGCACUCUUGACUGUUUGAGAGCCGACAUUGUGGACUCUGACACCAGCAAAGAGAGAAGGAAUAAGCGCGCACACAGGCAGGGCAUGGUGAAUAUCCCUCCACUUGAUUUCAAACCCGCCCUGAUGAUUGAAACGUUCAGCCUGAACGCAGUCGUCUUGGAAAAGUGUAUGUCUACUCCUCCCUCCGCCAGCGCAUUGUCUUUUCACGAGCUGAGUCGUCGACCCCAGGCCAGCGUGCACUGCCAUUUUACCGUCGCCUGCCAGGCGAUCCGUCAGCACGUGGAUAUGGCUCUGGUCCGCCUCAUUCAUCAGUUCAGCACCAUGAUCGACGACAUCAAAGCCACACAGACCGACAUCAAACUAAACCGCUACACGGCCGGCUCCUCGUCCCCCACUCCCACCAAGGCGAGGCCUUACCGCGAAUUCCGCUCAUCCGAUUUAAGCCGCAGUUCUCGCGGUAGUCUGAACGGGGCUUCUCGGCUGGGCACGCUGAAGAGUAAGCGAACCAUGGUCGGCCCUGGACUCGACACGCUGACUAGGAAUCGAGAGCCUCGUGGGAGGGGCACACUGGGACGUUCUGAGCGAAGGACGUCGAAAGUGUUGCGGAAGGGUUCGCGUGAUGUGGUUGACCACAUGACGAUUCAGAUGGACGACUCGGACUCCAUCACGGUGUCGGAACAGAGCGAGCCGUCGGCUGAGUGCUGGCAGAAUAUGUACAAGCUUCUUAAUUUCUACUCGCUCAUAUCAGACCCCACAGGCAUCCUGGAGAAGAACCAAGAUAAUGGCCUUUCAGAAGGUGGGCGGAGCCCUGCAGAUCCUCCGUGUCGAUUGGUGUACGAAUCGGAGAGCGAGACGCCAUCCAGUCGCCUGGGUCGUAGGCGGAGCUUGGUAAGCUCGGAGCCCCAGCACGUGACGCUGAUCGUGUUUGGUGUUGGCAUGGUGAACCGCACACACCUUGAAGCAGACAUUGGAGGACUGACCAUGGAGGCAGAGCUUAAGAAAAUACAUGGCAGUUUUACUCUAAAGGAGAAAAUGAAGGACAUUCUUCAUCAGAAGAUGACAGAGACCUGUGCAUCGGCUCACAUCGGCUGUGUGAACAUUGUGCUGCUGGAAGGAAUUUCACCUGACAUACAACUAGAGGAUUUUCCAACCUCACCUACCAGCACAACCAAGCAGGAGUUCCUGACGGUGGUGAAGUGUAACAUCGCAAAGUCCCAGGCUUUAUAUAACGCUCAGCGUGGGCUGAAGACCAACAACGCUGCUGUAUUUAAAGUGGGCGCCAUCUUCAUUAACAUCCCACAACACCCUGCAACGCUGCAUAGCAUGAUGGUCCGUAGCUCCCACCAGCUCUCAAAACAGAUAUCAGACCUUAUUCGGCAGCCUUCCAACAAUCCACCUCCCAACCGAGAAGAAACGCCCACUCCGCAGCCCGUGGAAAUGAAUGUCAAUCAAACUCCGGUGGAGGCCAAUGAGUUUCCUCAGCUGCCCGAGGGGCUGGAGAAGAAGCCAAUCGUGUUGAAGUUCAGUGCGAUGCUGGAUGGGAUCACAAUUGGUGCAGCACUGCUACCCUCUCUCAAAGCAGAAUAUAAGAUGGGCCGAAUGAAGAGCCACGGGAUGACGGGUACCCAAAAUUCCCACAUACCGUGCUGUGCUCAGACGCGUUUCACUUUUGAGCUGCCCAAUCAUAAGCUGUGUUUCCAGUCUAAAGUUUCCCCCGUGGAUGUGUCGGCCAUGCCCCCUACAGCCAGCCUCAACCUUCCUCCUGUCACCAUGUCAGGACAGUACAUCAUACAGGAGCUCGAGGGCCACAGCGACACCGCCUGGGCCCCCGGAUAUAACAGCUACCUGCAGGGAAACUACCUGCGCUGUGUGGCUGAGAUUGGGUCUUUCGAACACAACUUGACUACAGAUUUGCUCAACCACUUGGUCUUCCUACAGAAGGUCUUCAUGAAGGAGGUCAAUGAGGUCAUACAGAAAGUGUCAGGAGGGGAACAGCCGAUCCCACUCUGGAAUGAACAUGAUGUGUCAACAGAUGGUGACAAACCUAAAAUCCUUCUUUAUUCUAUUAACCUAACAUUUAAGGGGAUCCAAAUGACAGCCACUACACCCUCCAUGAGGGCAGUUCGCUUCGAGACGGGUUGCAUUGAGCUCGAAUUGUCCAAUCGGGUUCAGUGCAAGACCACGCCCACAGGAAGUAACUACCUGAAGCUGUUUGGGAAAUGUCAGGUGGAUCUCAACUUGGCUUUGGGCCAAAUCGUCAAACAUCAGGUUUAUGAGGAGGCGGGGUCCGAUUUUCACCAGGUGGCGUAUUUCCGCACUCGCAUUGGCUUGCGAAAUGCAUUACAGGAAGAGAUCAGCGGCUGCUCUGACAAAGAGGCGGUCCUAAUUACUCUUAAUCGUCCAAUUGUUUUUGCCCAGCCGGUGGCGUUUGACAGAGCUGUGCUGUUCUGGUUGAACUAUAAAGCUGCCUAUGAUAAUUGGAAGGAACAGCGCUUGGCUCUGAACUCGGACAUUCAUAUGGCCACCAAAGAGGUUGUGGAUAAACUGCCAGCCAUACAGCAGACCAGUGUCCAGGCCUUCAGUACCCUCUUCCUGCAGCUCACUGUUAAUGACCUGGGCAUCUGCCUGCCUAUUACCAGCACUUCACAGAAUAAAGAAACUCUUACAGGUUUAAAACAACGUGAGGGGACCAAUCACAGUAUAGAUUUUGACACUGGUUCAGCGCUGGUGUUGACCAUUGAGAGCACACUAAUCACAGCCUGCUCCUCUGAGUCUCUGGUCAGCAAGGGCCAUUUCAAAAACUUUUGCAUUCGAUUUGCUGAGGGCUUUGAGACCACUUGGGAUGACUGGAAACCAGAGAUCAGGGGUGACCUGGUCAUGAACGCCUGUGUUGUACCUGAUGGCACCUAUGAGGUUUGCUCCAGAACAACAGGCCAGGCUUCUGCAGAUAGCAGUAGUGCAGGGACAUGGACCCUCAACGUCCUGUGGAAGAUGUGUGGUAUUGAUGUGCACAUGGAUCCUAACAUCGGCAAGCGUCUGAAUGUUCUGGGCAACACGCUCACCUCUCUAACGGGUGAGGAGGAUACUGAUGACAUCACAGAUCUUAACUCGGUCAACAUGGUUGAUCUUUCAGACGGCGAUGAGAGCGACAGCAUGUCUCCCCCCAUACACAUGUGUGCAGAAGGUGAACUCAGUCCCAGACUGUCAUUCAGGAAGCGGCUGAUGCACAGCAUUCUGGGAUUUAGCCCCAGCCCCCCUCCCCCCUCACCUUCCGAGUGUCGUAAUAUUUCUCCAUCAUCCACAAUCACUCGGCUAAAGUCGAGAAGUGUUCGGCUGCCAUCCACUGCCAAUGCAGAACGAACUAGACAUCCCAGGCCAUUGUCCUGGGGCUGUGAGUCUGUAGACCUGCGCAGACAGGCAGUUAUGAGCAACCAGAUAAUCGACGCUCGUGGGCGAAAAUUUUCCAAGCGCCUUGUUGACAUCAGAGAGUUAAACGAGCAAGCCAAAGUCAUAGACGAUCUCAAAAAACUGGGUGCAAGUGAAGGCACUAUAAACCAGGAAAUCCAGCGUUACCAGCAGUUGGAAUCGGUUGCCGUCAAUGACGUUCGAAGGGACGUUCGCAAGAAACUACGGCGGUCGAGCAUGCGGGCUGCGUCGCUCAAGGAUAAGUGGGGUUUAGGGUACAAACCCAGUUGCAGUAACAGCAGGUCUAAAAGCAUCUCAACAGGAGGCAGGCCAGCAAUAAAGAGAACCGACAGACCGAGGGAUGAACUGCCAGACAUCAAAAUAGAUGUCGCAUCUCCAGCACAACGGGUCACCUUCAACAUCGACACGAUGGGUAGUUUGGCUCUGGACACCCCAAUUCCAAGUCCAGCUGACUCUGUAUUUAAGUUCCCGGAGGAGACAGAGAUGGAGCUGUUGUAUGUCACCACUGAUGAUCCUGCUCAUUACCCAUCACACUCAGUGUUCAGUGCUCCUGGCACACCCGCAGUCUUCUCACCAACCGUUCCCUUCCAGCCUGACGACAGUCGCCGUGACGACCUGUCCUCAACUUCAUCAGAAGAUUCAGAUAAAGAUGAUGAGUUUGACAGAGACAGACCGCACAGCUUCUACCGCAGACCAGGGGGCUCUCAGAGGAAAGCAUCGGGACUGACCGCGUUAUUCAGUGAGCGUUGGCCGGCCACACCCCCUCAGCGUGGAGGUUUAGCCCCGCCCAGCGAACGAAACAUUGACUUUGAGCUUGACGUCCGCGUUGAGAUCGAUAGCGGCAAGUGUGUGCUGCAUCCAAGCACACAGGCACCUGAACAUGAAGAUCUUGCAAUGAGGAGGAGUUGUGAGCAGAGCUCCAGGAGUCUGGAUCAGGAUUCCCCUCCUAAGAAAAGGAAGUUACAGCCGGGUUUUGCCUCCAGCUCUCAUCUGCUAAAUUCUAAGAGAGUUCCCACCUCACUGCAGAGCAAGAGCAGUGACAUUGAGACCACUAUCUUCUACAUUCCUGGAGUGGAUGUUAAGCUUCACUACAACUCAAAAAUGCUGAAAACAGAUUCGCCCAAUGCGUCACGUGGCUCCUCUUUGCCCAGAACCCUGUCCAAAGAAUCCAAACUGUAUGGUAUGAGAGACGCACCAGCACCGCCGGCCUCAGGCCCUGGCAAGCCUAACACACUCCUGUCCCCCCCUCCCCCUCCUCUCCCAUCAGCUAAAGGUAAGGCGGGUGUAGGGGUGAAGACGGCCAAACUGUAUGCAUGGGUAGCCCUGCAAACACUGCCAGAGGAAAUGGUCAUCAGUCCAUGUCUCCUGGACUUCCUGGAGAAAGCUCUCGAGACCAUUCCCAUCACACCUGUAGACCGAAACUACAACUCCAUGAAUGUUCCUGAGGAGGAUGUAGGGCAGUUUGUGGAACCUCUGGAGGAGUCCCAGGUCUCUCUUGUAUCUUCUGCUACUUCUCCAUACUCCUCUUUCCCCGUGGAUGUGGUUGUGUAUGUUAGGGUGCAGCCAUCACAGAUACGAUUCAGCUGUCUGCCCAUGUCUCGAGUCGAGUGCAUGCUGAAACUUCCCUCGCUCGACCUGGUCUUCUCAUCCAACAGGGGUGAGCUUGAGCCCACAAACUCCACCCAUCCGGCUGAUGGCCAGCAAACGCCCUCCUCCACACCUCCAUCAGUACACAAUGCCAACAGGGUGCCUGGAAGCAAAGGCCCUUCCACAGGAUUGGGCAGUCCCUUGGGGGGGCGGAGUCGCCACCAUAGCAGCCAAUCAGAUCUAACAUGCCCGCCUACCAGCUCAUCAGGUCUAAGUUUCACUGCCUGUAUGUCCGAUUUCUCACUUUAUGUGUUUCACCCGUAUGGAGCUGGCAAACAGAAGUCUGCAGUCACCGGUCUCCCACCUGGACAAGGAUCACUGGGAGCAGCAGAGGAUGAUGGGUCCUCGGUUACGGGCAGGAAAGACUCUCUCUCCAUUAAUUUGGAGUUUGUGAAGGUCAGUCUUUCCAGGUUGAGACGGACCGGCUGUCCUGCAUUUAUUGAUACGUGUAUUGCCAGUAAGGGUGGGAAGAUGGAUACAACUCUAAUCAAUAUUUCAGCGGUGUGUGAUAUCGGUUCUGCAUCCUUUAAGUAUGAUAUGAGACGUCUGAGCGAGAUUCUUGCAUUCCCGCGGGCUUGGUAUCGUCGAAGCAUCGCCAGAAGAUUGUUUUUAGGGGACCAGACCAUUAAUUUACCAGCCUCAGGUCCUGCCACACCAGACUCAGCAGAGAGCAUCGCCCAGCACCUGUCUCCUGAGUCAAGCCGUAAAGCGUAUUGGAGAACAUGGGACGGCCAGUCCACUCAACACCCCUCAUCGGUUUUUAACGAUGCCACACCAAGCCACACCCACCUUAAAUCUCCAGCCACCGGUCGUUCCCGCAGCGUGUCCGACUCCUCAGCACCACGCAGAGUAGACUCAGUCACCAAGACCUCCACCCCGUCAUUCCGGAAUGGAAAAGCAGCGGCACAGCAGGGAUCACCGUGGGAAACGCUGGUGGUGUUUGCCAUCAACCUUAAACAGCUUAAUGUCCAGAUGAACAUGAGCAACGUGAUGGGCAACAACACCUGGACAACAAGUGGGUUGAAGAGUCAGGGCCGUCUGUCAGUAGGUAGUAACAGAGAUCGCGAGAUUAGCAUGUCUGUUGGUCUCGGACGGUCAAAACUGGAUUCUAAAGGAGGUGUGGUGGGUGGCAACAUUGAUGUCAACACUCUGGAGAUGGUCUCCCAUAUUUCAGAACAUCCAAAUCAGCAGCCCAGUCAUAAGAUCCAGAUCACCAUGGGCUCCACAGAGGCUCGACUGGACUACAUGGGCUCCAGCAUAUUGAUGGGCAUCUUCAGUAAUGCUGAUCUACAGGUCCAAGAUGAGUGGAAGGUGAAUCUCUGCACCACUGAGGACAGUCUCUCUGAGAAAAGUGAGAUCUUUGUUCACGGAGACCUGCAGUGGGACAUAUUCCAGGUGAUAAUCUCCCGAUCCACCACCCCGGAUCUGAUAAAGAUCGGCAUGAAGCUGCAGGAGUUUUUCACCCAGCAGUUUGACACCAGCAAGCGGGCCCUGUCCACCUGGGGUCCGGUACCCUACGUGCCUCCCAAAACUCCUGUCAUCAACACGGAUAAAGCAGCUGAGCUUUAUAUGGAUGCAGCUCAUCACAGGCAUUGGCCCAGUGUGUUGAAGAUGGUGGCAGGAUGUCACAUCUCCCUGUUCCAGAUGCCACUCCCAGAGGAUGCGGUGCAGCUGGGUGGCUCCAUGAGUCUCCAUGGCAACCACAUGACCCUGGCUUGUUUCCAUGGGCCCAACUUCCGUUCCAAGUCCUGGGUGCUGUUUCACCUGGAAGAGCCCAACAUCGCCUUCUGGACUGAAGCACAGAAGAUCUGGGAGGAUGGUUCCAGUGAUGACUCUACAUACAUUGUUCAGACGCUUGACUUUCACCUGGGUCAUAAUACCAUGGUAACCAAGCCUUGCGGCGCUUUGGAGAGUCCAAUGGCAACCAUCACAAAGGUUACCCGCCGUCGACAUGAAAACCCCCCGCAUGGGGUGGCCACAGUCAAAGAAUGGUUCAACUACGUCACUGCCAUGAGAAACGAAGAGCUGAAUCUACUGAGGAACGUGGAUGCAAAUAAUUCUGAAACCGGAGCGGCGGCGAAGAGCGCCAGUCUUCUGAGUGGAUUCAGAGGAUCCUCCAGCUACAACCACGAAACCGAGACCAUCUUUGCCCUUCCCAAAAUGCAGCUCCAAUUCAAAUCCAUCCAUGUUCAAGAUCCAGAGGAACCUUCUCUCAGUGAUGCCGGCAGUAAACCCAAAGUGGAGUGCAGCGUUGUGACCGAGUUCACGGAUCACAUCUGUGUUACCAUGGAUGCAGAGCUCAUCAUGUUCCUGCAUGACCUGGUGUCAGCAUACCUGAAAGAAAAGGAGAAAGCUCUGUUCGCCCCACGCCUCUUUACAUCUCGACCGGGUCAGAAGAGCCCAACAGCGCAGCAGGACGAGACCUCAUCAGAGAAGAAAGAGAAGGAAGAGAUUGUGAACUACACCACAGUAGACUGGAGAGAGUUCCUCUGUAACACCUGGCAUCUAGAACCCACACUACGGCUAAUCUCGUGGACGGGCCGUAAGAUUGAUCCAGUGGGAGUGGAUUACAUCCUACAGAAGCUAGGAUUUCAUCAUGCAAGGACCACCAUUCCCAAGUGGCUUCAAAGAGGAGUGAUGGAUCCUCUGGAUAAGGUUCUCUCUGUUCUCAUCAAAAAACUUGGCAAAGCACUGCAGGAUGAGAAAGAAAAGAGAGCUCAAAGAGACAAAGAUGAGCAUUAACUCACACUUGAGUGUAUUAAUACAUUUCCGCUGCCUGGAGCCAUCUUUUUUUAUACCUUGUCUGAAAGCACUGGAUUUAUUGCUACUACUGUACAGCACAUCCCUGCUAUACCGUGUGAACAUUGUUUGCCCUGGUUCAUAUGGCCAUAGCUCUUGAAUUGACUGAAAGUGUUUAUUUUUUAUUUUUAUUCAGGCACAUUUUCAGACCAAGUAGAUGUUGGAUCAUUGCUGCUUUAUGUCGUUUCGGGCUUUUUAACAAAUCUUUAAUGCACUUACACAUUAUCGACACUAACAAAAUACCAGUGAUCUUAAGCUACAGUAUGCAGGUUUGUUCUUGGCAUCGGUUUACAUGAUUUGUGUUUGAAUAUACUGCUGAAUUUUGCCAAUCAGAUUUUUGUUGAAAUACUUUUAUUUAACAUUUUAAGAGCAGUUGAGUCAGGUAACCGCUGUAUGAGUGAUCAAGUGUUGCAGUCAAGUGUGAAUAUCUUUAAACUUUUCUUUUGAGUGUGACCAAAUUUUCUGAACAAUUUUGGGGAGUGAUAAGGUUGGUAUGCCUCAGAUAUUCUGUACCUGCAAGUAAACUCUGAACCCCAGAUUGUCCCGUGUAAUAUGAACUGGCCUAUACAAAAAGGCUCUUUGACUUUAAUAGAUUUGAGAUCUGUAAAUAUGUUCAUUGCGUAAGCUGUUACCCAUGUUAGGUCUGUGGUGAUCGUGUUUUCUUUAAUUUGCUUUUUCAUAAUAAGUGCAAUAGACCUUUGUAUAUACAGAGGUAAAUACAGUAUGUUCAAUGCUAUGAUCAAUUUCUUAACUGAAUAAAAUCAUUACUACUAAAA
Paramisgurnus dabryanus is the source of this 16070-nucleotide messenger RNA. Its product is annotated as KIAA1109 ortholog. NCBI's taxonomy places the organism in Eukaryota, Metazoa, Chordata, Actinopteri, Cypriniformes, Cobitidae. Gene Ontology annotation, biological process: synaptic vesicle endocytosis. The record is from RefSeq and is a predicted model, not a curated record.